Cornus florida is the source of this 2191-nucleotide messenger RNA. RefSeq lists its product as uncharacterized. Gene Ontology annotation, biological process: sesquiterpene biosynthetic process. Gene Ontology annotation, molecular function: cyclase activity. Lineage: Eukaryota; Viridiplantae; Streptophyta; Magnoliopsida; Cornales; Cornaceae. The record is from RefSeq and is a predicted model, not a curated record. The transcript has 2 exons. The coding region runs from base 393 to 2090 and encodes 565 amino acids.
ACAGGAAACGAAACGGCGUCGUAGGGCCGACCACUUGCCUUAGAUUAGUCUUUAGAAUACCCUGUUUUAAUCAGAAAGUGUAAGCUACACCACCAAUAAACGCUUUCUUCCUCUUCUUCGUGUAGCUGUCUGUUCAUCGAUAAAGGGGUUCAAGAAUCAAAACUUAGUAAAUAAAGAGCUCCGAUGAUGAUCAACUGCCUGCUGUUUGUUACUUUAUUGUGGCCUUUGAGAAACAAGGUGAUCGAUAGCAUAUUUUCUAGGACAAAUACUACCUCUUAGUGAUAGAUACCAUAUAACAGCUCCGAUACCAGAUCACUUGGUAAUCGAAAGUGAUUUGCUAAGGGCUCUAGUUUGGAUUUUGGGGAGCCUGAAAAGUUUCUGAGAAAGCAAGAAUGGUUUCAAGUGAUAAUGGAGAAAAUAAUGGAGGGAUUGAGGAAUCUGGUAUUUCUAUUAAAGUCAAGGGUCAGAGCCCCCUUCGAGUUUCGGCAUCUCAAAAGGGGCUUAUAGAUGAAAGCCCUCAAAAUAGGUUCCAUGGUAACUUAUCUGCAGUUCCCAACAGAAUGAGGUUCCUUAAUUUUGGUUCUUUGGCUUCCCCAUCUGCAAAAUUCCAGCGUUUUGCCGAGGAGAAAGAUGAGAUUUCACGCGCUGUACCUAAUUCAAGUAGUCAUGCUUUUCGAGAACGCAUCAAUAUGGUUUUCGGUCGAAAAAUUGAUUGGGCCUCUCUUUCAAAAAUUUGCAGGGAAUGGAUAAGGGACCCGAUGAACAUGGCCCUUUUUGUCUGGAUCACUUGUGUUGCCAUUUCAGGUGCAAUCUUGUUCCUCGUCAUGACUGGAAUGUUAAACGGUGCCCUGCCAAAGAAGUCCCAAAGAAAUGCUUGGUUUGAAGUUAAUAAUCAAAUUCUUAAUGCUCUUUUUACGCUGAUGUGUCUUUACCAACACCCUAAGCGGUGCUACCACCUAGUACUUCUAUGUAGAUGGAAACCAGAUGACAUUUCAAAACUCAGAAAGAUUUACUGCAAGAAUGGGACUUAUAAGCCCAAUGAGUGGAUGCACAUGCUUGUCGUUAUUGUUCUACUACACCUCAACUGUUUUGGACAAUAUGCCUUGUGUGGUCUGAACUUGGGAUACAAGAGAUCAGAGCGACCUGCUUUAGGUGUUGGAUUGUGUAUCUCCGUUGCAAUUGCUGCACCUGCAAUUGCUGGUGUUUACAUGAUUGUUAGUCCGCUCGGAAAGGAGUAUGAUUCUGAAUUGGAUGAGGAAGCACAAGUUCACAGCACUGGUGAUAUUAGCAGGCCAAGCCCUUCGAGAAGGAAAUCAUUAGAGAAGAGAUUUUCAUUUGUAGUAAGAGAUGAAGAAAGGAUAGUUGAGACCAGGCCAAAGUGGAGUGGUGGUAUACUUGAUUUUUGGGACGAUAUUUCUUUAGCAUAUCUCUCACUAUUUUGUAGUUUUUGCGUUUUCGGGUGGAACAUGGAGAGACUUGGGUUUGGAAACAUGUACGUUCAUAUUGCAACCUUUCUUCUGUUUUGCAUGGCUCCUUUCUGGAUUUUCAAUUUGGCUGCCAUUAAUAUUGAUAACGAGGCUGUCAGGGAGGCAUUGGGUGUUACUGGGAUUUUUCUUUGCGUGUUUGGUUUACUCUAUGGUGGCUUUUGGAGAAUUCAGAUGAGAAAAAGAUUCAAUCUGCCAUCUUAUGAUUUCUGUUGUGGUAAAGCAGCCGUUACUGAUUGUGCACUGUGGCUUUUCUGCUGUUGGUGCUCUCUUGCUCAGGAAGUGCGGACUGGGAAUUCCUACGAAAUUGUGGAAGAUAAGUUUUGUAGAAAACAAGUGGAUAAAUGUGACCAGUUGCCAAUUUCACCUCUGCCUCGUGAAGAUGGAGAAUUCCAAUUCAGGUCCGGUCCGAGUUCUCCACUUGAGAACAACUCCUCUCCAUCCCAGACUGUGAAAGCCAGCUCUCAAAGUCCCAGCAGACUUUCAAAGAGUUAUUUUAGUCCAGACAGGCAGCUUUCUUCGGUGGAAGAAGAAUCUUGUACAACAGGUAAGGAUAUAACAAUGAAACCACCCGCUCUUUCAUUUAUACAAAGAGAUGCCAAUUAGCACAAGUUCAUUUUGAAAUGGCAUUUGACUUGUAAUUUAAAGUGGUCGGAACUGUUCAUGUAAUUUAUAUGUUUUGAGUGUAUCUGAAUGAAUUUUUCACA